UGAAAACAUUUUUAAUYAACAAAUUUUAGGUUKUUCCCAAAGGCAUGUAYAAUUUAAUCAUGUGGGUCAUGCGAGAAUAUGAUAAUCCGCCUAUUAUUGUGACUGAAAAUGGAGUAAGUGACAAAGGUGGCCUUGAGGAUUACAAACGCGUUGAUUAUCUCAACGCUUAUCUAUCCGCCAUUUUGGAUGCCAUUGAAGAUGGUGCAAAUGUACAGGGUUACACUUAUUGGAGCUUGAUGGACAGCUACGAGUGGAAAGUUGGCUAUACAGAAAAAUUCGGUCUCUACCACGUGGACUUUAAUCAUCCAAAUCGCACGCGUACGCCGAAGAUCGSCGCCAAGGUCUAUGCGCAGAUUUGCAAGACGAACACGAUUGAUUGGAGUUAUCGGCCAACAUUGGAUGAAUACCAAAUUAAUGCGAUGGCACAGCUACCCGAAGUUGAGGACGUUGGCGAUUCUACAUCGAG
Molecule: messenger RNA, 466 nt
Organism: Bactrocera latifrons
Lineage: Eukaryota; Metazoa; Arthropoda; Insecta; Diptera; Tephritidae
Product: myrosinase 1-like
Exons: 3
Biological process (GO): carbohydrate metabolic process
Molecular function (GO): beta-glucosidase activity
Source: RefSeq, a predicted model, not a curated record